UCGCUGUCGCGCUGUUCCUCUCGGGCUCUGUCUGGGCUCUCUCGCUCCCUCCCGCGGUCGCCUCUCCACCCGUGCCCGCGCGUCCCCGUCUCAACUUCCACCCAAACCUUUCCCAAUCCCUCCGGGCUCCGGCACUGCGAGACGCUUCGUUGGCCAUUGCCGCGACACAAUCAGCACCAACGUUGCCGUCGCUGCCAAGUCGCCCACCCGUGUGACGACUCACGAGUGGCUGGAGGCGCCUCCACGGCUCCACCACCGCCCAUUCCGCGCUCAGCUCCGAGGCCUCCCGCCCGCCGCGGCAUCAUCUCCGGCUCCGGCUCCUCCCGCCGCCGCGGGCGUCAUGAAAUGAUCCUCACUUGCUUGAGUUGCUUCUUGACAUCAUAAGAAGGAUCUAUCUGUUUCCAGUUGUACACGGAAAACUAGUGUCUUGAAAGAUAAGAAUGGUAAGGGGGGCGAUAGGUGUCCUAAGAUGAAACUGCGGUUGCAUCUGUUCGUCCUGUGCGUGAUAAUCAUAUUCCUGGUGUACAACAUGGCUAACUUUCAACAUAAGCAGACAUCGUUGGAAGCAAAAUCUCAUCCAUUUGAUACAGUGACGGUGUCUGUCAGAGAUGCUGUUAAGGUGCCUCAAAAAGCGGAGGCUAGGAUUGGUUAUUUACCCCAUGGUAUAGUGGAGUCUAACUCUGACAUGGAGUUGAAGCCAUUGUGGCUGACAAGUGCGCAGUCAAAGAAGUCUAAACAAAGUGAUAAGUUUUUGAUUGCUAUUGCUGCCGGUAUAAAUCAGAAAAAAAGUGUGGACGCUAUUAUGAAGAAGUUUCUUCCAGAAAAUUUUACAGCUAUAUUGUUCCAUUAUGAUGGGAAUGUCAAUGGGUGGAAUGAUCUACCAUGGAGCAAAAGUGUGAUACAUAUAGCUGCUUCUAACCAGACUAAAUGGUGGUUUGCAAAGAGGUUCCUCCAUCCUUCUGUUGUGUCCAUGUACCAGUACAUCUUUCUUUGGGAUGAAGAUCUGGAAGUUGAUAACUUUAACCCGAGAAGAUACUUAAAUAUAGUUAGAUCAGAAGGGCUGGAGAUAUCACAACCAGGUCUUGACUCUAAGCUUUCUGAAAUUCAUCACCGGAUAACUGUUCGUAAAAAAACAGGAACCUUUCAUAGAAGAGUUAGCCGGGCUAACAAACAGUGUUCAAGAGAAGGACCGCCUUGUUCUGGAUGGGUCGAGGGCAUGGCACCUGUUUUCUCAAAGUCUGCUUGGCAAUGUGUGUGGCAUCUUAUCCAGAAUGAUCUUAUCCAUGGAUGGGGCAUCGAUUACAAGUUUGGAUAUUGUGCUCAGGGUGACAGGACAAAGAACAUUGGCGUAGUUGAUAGUGAAUUUAUAGUUCACCGAGGAGUGCAGACAUUAGGAGGUUCUACAAUAACAAAGGAUGGUACUCGUGGCAAAAAUGCCCAGCCACUUCGUCAGAAAGCAGAUCAAGUCCAAAAAUCGAGAGGGAAGGCACCAGGCCUUGAUAUGCGAACAAAGAUCCGGAGAAAAUCACGGUCAGAGCUUCGUGAUUUCCAGAAGCGCUGGGACCGGGCUGCAAGGGAAGACAGAACAUGGGUUGAUCCGUUUGCCCGCUCCAGGAGGAAGCAUAGGAAUAGAAACCCACAAUAGAUCAGCAUAAUCUUCACCAUUACACUUGCACAGAAUUCCCUUUGCAUCUUCGAUUUAGAGUGUAUAAUUGAAUAAUCAAUGCCAUAUAAAAUCUCAAGGACGAAACGAAACAGAUGACCACACACGUGAAAUUUUGCGGCGCAAUGAGUUCCCAGUGGGAGUUGUUGGUUCAGGCCCCUUGUAUUGUAUCUGAAACUGAAUAUGGCAUACUUUACUUCAAAAAAAAAAUGAAUAUGGCAUACGAUCAUACUGGCGAACUA
Molecule: messenger RNA, 1905 nt
Organism: Sorghum bicolor (sorghum)
Lineage: Eukaryota; Viridiplantae; Streptophyta; Magnoliopsida; Poales; Poaceae
Exons: 16
Coding region: 470-1645 (391 amino acids)
Source: RefSeq, a predicted model, not a curated record